AUGGCGCGCCCGAGGGGCAAGAAGCUCACGGCGCCCCAGGCGGCCGGCACUGAUUCGGUCAAGCCGGAGGCCGCCGCCGGUGCUUCGAGCAAGCCGGAGGCGCGCGACGACGACGGAGCCGGCAACUUGGGGGCGGGGGAAACGCGUCAAGGCGCCGCCCAAGCCCAAGCCCGAGACGGAUUACUUCGGCGAGAAAAGAAAUCGGGUGAGUUGGAGGAUCUAUGGUUAUCUGCUUUCCCUGUUGGCACUGAGUGGGAAAACAUUGAUAAGGUAAAGGAGUUCAACUGGAGCUUCGAAAAUUUAGAGAAAGCCUUAGAAGAAGGGGGAGAGCUUCAUGGAAAGACAGUUUGUAUGUUUGGAAGCACCGAGCCCCAGCUAUUGGAUGUUAAUGGUGAAUCAAAGUUAGUGCUUAUCCCAAUUGUAGUUGCUGAUGGUACCUUAUUGCCACACAUUAAGUCAGAUCCGAUUCCAGCGGUUAACGACAAACCUGUUAAGUGCUGCUUUGAGUUUUAUGCGCCAUGGUGUGGCCAUUGUCAGAAGCUGGCCCCAGUCUUGGAUGAAGUUGCAGUUUCUUUGGAGAAAGAUGAAGAUGUGAUCAUUGCUAAGAUGGAUGGCACCACCAACGACAUACCAUCGGAUUCCGCAGUUGAGGGCUAUCGAACCGUGUACUUCUACUCAUCUGCUGGAAACCUCCUUUCAUAUGAAGGCGGGAGGACAACUGCGGACAUCAUUGAUUUCAUAAAAAAGAACAAAGGCUCCAAACCAGGUGAAACCUCUGUAGAGGAUGGUGCAGUUGAAACUGUUGGCAUGGAGGAUGAAGAAACAAUAACAUCAUCAGAGUCUGUUAAAGAUGAACUGUGA
Molecule: messenger RNA, 861 nt
Organism: Miscanthus lutarioriparius
Lineage: Eukaryota; Viridiplantae; Streptophyta; Magnoliopsida; Poales; Poaceae
Source: the annotation of a GenBank genome assembly